Prosopis cineraria is the source of this 1953-nucleotide messenger RNA. Its product is annotated as F-box protein SKIP22-like. Gene Ontology annotation, molecular function: protein binding. Bases 127 to 1563 code for a protein of 478 amino acids. The record is from RefSeq and is a predicted model, not a curated record. Lineage: Eukaryota; Viridiplantae; Streptophyta; Magnoliopsida; Fabales; Fabaceae. The transcript has a single exon.
CUAUCGCUUGCGCACCGACUUGCAGCAGAGGCUAUGGUGUGCUAUAAUAAAAGGACAAAAUCGUUCAGUGUACUUUAUAGAUAAGUUCCUUUUCAAUUCGAUUGUAAUCCUUUGGAAUCUUAAACCAUGAAGCUCAGAGACAGAUCUCUCGAGUCCAAAGAAACCCUAAAAAUCGAGGUUCCGGAUUCAUGUUCUUUGCAGCAACUCAAAGAAACUUUAUCUCGAGCCAUCUCAUCCCCUUCCUCUUCUCUGCAUCUCUCGCUAAAUCGAAAGGACGAAAUCACUGCUUCCACCGCAAACGAAUCAUUGCACUCCAUUGGCAUAGCCAGCGGUGACCUCGUUUUCUACUCUCUCAAUCCCAAUGCUUUCUCCCUUGAAACCGCCCUGGUGCACAAGCCUGGACCAUCGGAGACCGAGCACACCGAUCUUGUCACGCAAGAAACCCCGAAUCAACAUUCAUCAUCAGGACAGAUGGAAGUUGGAGAGACUGAUAUGAUGACCGAUGAUAUUUCUGAGUUAGAAAAGCCCGUGAUUUCGGAGGGCAUGGAAGUCAUUGAUGGGUCUGUUGAGGUGAUGGGGAAGAACGAUUCUGAACCUUCUUUCGUGAAAAGGGUGCUCAGGGAAACGCUGAGUAAUGAUUUUAAUGAUGUAGAGCUCUUGGUCGUUGCUGUUCAUGCCAUUAUUCUGGAAUCUGGCUUUGUUCUGUUAGAUAAGGUUUCAGGCGUGGCGGUUAGCUGCUCGAAUAUUCUGGAUCAGUGGCCGUCGGCGACUUCGACGUUAUCUGUAAGAUAUACUCUGCCUGACAUCCUAACUAAUGACUCCGAUUCGACCAGAACUGUGGUAUUGAAAUUUCAGAGUUUGGGGCAUUUUGUUAAUGUUUAUGGGUCCUUGUCGGUUGGGGGCUCUGGGCUGCAUAGAGUAAGCUUUGAUAAACGUAAAUUUGCCCCCCCUGUAGAGUUGAUGCUGGGAAAGUCUGGUUCGAACGAUAACACAAAUUCGGGGGUUUAUAACCGCGAAAAUGACGUUUUCCAGUUAUGGAAGAUGGUCAAAGAUGGGCUUGCAUUGCCGCUCUUAAUUGAUCUCUGUGAAGAGGCUGGAUUGGGUUCUCCGCCUUGUUUUAUGCGCCUCCCAACAGAGCUUAAACUCAAGGUUUUGGAGUAUCUUCAUGGUGUUGAUAUUGCCAAAGUAGCGUGCACGUGUUCAGAAAUGAGAUAUUUGUCCUCAAAUAAUGACUUGUGGAAGCAGAAGUUCGAGGAGUUGGUUGGACGAAGGAAACUAGAACAAGGAACUAAUUCAUAUAAGUGUUCGUUUGCUAAUGAGUGGGUAGCAAUGCAGCGUUCAAAGCGUCAUCUUGAUAGAGCAAUCAUUGUUCGAAAUGAUAAUCCAACAUACUAUCGAAUCCGACGAGACCCAAAUCCAUUUGGUAUACCUUCAGUUGUGGGUGGAGACUAUGAUCGGAUUCCAGGAUUUGGCGUACGUUCUCCUUUUGGACAGCCUGGUUUACCAUUCCAUACAUUUCAACCACGCCGGAGAUUCCAUCCAAUGUGUGAUCUUCAUGAAUGACUAGUCUGCUGACUUAAAAAGUGUCUUUUCAUCAUGGAUCACUAGUGUGGGGACCAGGUCCUUAGUAAUGGCUGAGACAAUUACUACAAUCUUUAUGUUAAAAAGACCUUGCUGGAAUGGGCAUGACAUAAAUUUCUGGUUGCAAGUGUAGAUUUAAGACUUAAGUAGACUUUUCUGCUUGGCAAUACUAUUUUGUAUAUUUUGUAGUAUGGGAAUAAACAUUCUUGAACAACUAUCAUGUGGUUAUAUCUCUUGACAUGGCUGACAUGUGUAACUAGUAUUAUUGCAAAGUGAUUCGAACUCAAAGCCUUGCUUUCCCCCACUGAGUUUGGAGGAGACUGUUGUAGAUUAUAGCAGAUCGUGGUACAAUGAAAUUCUUUCCUUUUUUCA